Anguilla rostrata (American eel) is the source of this 2402-nucleotide messenger RNA. Its product is annotated as transmembrane protein 114. Bases 147 to 770 code for a protein of 207 amino acids. The record is from RefSeq and is a predicted model, not a curated record. Lineage: Eukaryota; Metazoa; Chordata; Actinopteri; Anguilliformes; Anguillidae. Gene Ontology annotation, cellular component: apical plasma membrane. The transcript is spliced from 4 exons.
ACCACCUCCCGGUUUAUCAUUUGCGCGCUCCACAGUGUUUGCAGUAGAAUUCGAAUGAACGCAUCAAUCUAAUUCUCUCAGUGACCAGAGGAGCAUUUUAUAUUGCAACAAUAAUAACAGAAUUCAUUUCUGUCUUCGCUACAAAUAUGAAACCUACUCUGAGUGCUUUAGCUGUUUUUGUGUCAGUCGUCGGGGUCUUGAGCUUUGCAUUUCUUGUUAUGGCUAUCGGGACCGAUUUCUGGUACAUUAUUGACGCGUCCAAGUGGGAGCACAACUCUUCUAUCCACCUAAGCUCUCAUUCAGGACUGUGGAGGACCUGCAACUUCCAAAACCAGUGCUGGCCAUUCGUAAACCCAUUUGGGGGUGGGAGGAACUUCACAGAUUCUCAGAGACAACUUUUAAAUAUGCACGGGACAUUCGUCAUCCUGCUGCCCCUCAGCAUCAUCGUGAUGGUCAUCGGGGGAGUGUCCGGCUUCUUCAGCCUCCUGGCCAGAGCCUACCUGCUGCUGCUGUUCACCGGCGCCCUCUUCCUGCUCGGAGCUCUGAUCACCCUGGCUGGGAUCAGUGUGUACCUCUCCUACUCGGCCGCCGCCUUCAGGGAGGCCCUGUGCAUCUCGGGCGGGAGCACGCUGGAGGACGUGGACAUCCGCUUCGGGUGGUCCCUGGCCCUGGCCUGGAUGUCCUUCAUCGCCGAGGUCCUGACGGGCGUGGCCUUCCUCCUGGCCUCCCGGACGGUGGUGCUCCUGAGGAGGCAGGAUGAGGGGAUAUGAGGGCGGGCACCGGACUCCGGCAGGCCACGGGCUCCGCCCCCUUCAGGGCGUUGUGGGAUGCAGACGGCCCACGGGAAGGAGUGUGUAUGUUGCCGCGGUAGCAGGGCCCUCGAAACCAGGCUAUGGACCCUGGCAGCCCGUUUCCAUUCCGGUAAUUUGUGGCUAGUGACUACAUGUCUUUAAAGCUUCGUUUUGGUCUUGCCCUUUGCCUCAUUCCUGUGCAGUAUUCGUGUAGCCGCAAAUGUGUAAACAACACACAGGGAGGGCAGGAUAAAAACAGUCGCCCAGGGGAACCAAUUGAUUUGGAUCAUUUUUAGCUGGUUUUAAAAACAGUAAAAAAUAGUAAAAUAUAGGUUUUGAUUGACAGGUGUGUUACACCAAAAAAGAAAAAAAUUUGGUAUUGUUCCUGUUGUUUUUCUGGUGUUCUCUGGUUCAGUCAACAAACCAUCGUUUUCAUUAUGAUUCAGUCAUGAUUAUGACUCCACCCCUGGUCUUGGAUUUGGAUGCUGUGUGUCUCUGACUCCACUGCCAGCAAACUAAAUGACAAAUCACCAAAACAUUUGGACCAUAAUAUAGUCAGACCACUUACAGCACCACCUUUCAGUCCAGUUGAUGCGCUGAGAGCAGAUUUGACACUGCUCACCUCAUCCUCGCAACCUCCUCUGUCAAUUUGGGAAAUAGACCUAUGGAGGUACGCUAUGAGCCAGCAACAAUCCUGCGACAAUCCUGCCCCCCCCCCCCCCGAACCGCGAGGGUCUGCCGGCUCCAGCACAGUUCCGUAGCGCGUGCCACAGCCGCGCUCAAAAACGGCAGGAGGAGCCGCCCCGCAAAAAAAUCUGCUUCAACAGGAAACGCAAAGACUUCCAGAAUUAAUCAGGCUAAUCAGAGUUCCCCUGGGCCUCUUUACGGGGACUAAAGAGAUCAGGCCGAACGGGUGCACACACACGGCACACACACGGCGCUCACGCUGUACAUGUCCAAAACCUGAUUGUGUUCUGGCUACCGCAGUAUUAGCGAGAAAGCCUUUCGCCAUUCCUAGUCUCAAACCACUGAAGAAUGGACCAUGUCGUGCAGCGAGCGAGGAUUUGGUUACCUGGUGCAGCUGAAUAUGACUCACGGGUGACUGGUGAGGCAGUGUGAUGGGUCAUUUGAAAGAACACUACACAAUAACCAUGAAGAACAGAGGCCAGGAAAAAAAAAAACUCCCUGGAAUCCAACCUCCUGUCCUACUUCCCCAGAAGACAUUACGUCAUAUAAAAUUCAGAGGACAUGUGAGUAAAUUUACAGAGGAAACUGUUUCCACACCCUGUUACAUGCGUUCUGUAUGUGCAAUAUUAUGCAUUAUAGCCUAGCAGCCACUGCAUGAAAUGCCAUGUCACAUUUGAAGUAAUAUAUUGGAGCUGGAAUGCUCUCAAAAAAAAUGUGCUAAAUUGUAAGUACGUAGAGUUUGAAAAUGAUGAAAAUAGUCUGAAAACCAGGAGAUAUAUUUUCAACUUGAUGUGUGCUGGCCAUACACAAUAUAGCUGCCAAAGCUUGUGGCUUGUCUGAUCAUUUUGAUUCACAUUGAUGAUGCUUGUGAUAUUCUGAAGAUAUGAAGGUUAUGCAAGAAACAGGUCAGGAGAAAUGGCAGUA